AUGACCGCUGAGCAAGGUUGCUUAGAAAAUCACGAAUCGAAACAAUGCCUCGCAGAACCGUUCGAUGAGGGUCUUCCGGUACCAUUAUGGAACGACUUAAAAUAUUACCAGAUGAGGGCUUUCCUUCUCGCCCUCUUUGCUAAUAGAGCACCGCAAGCGCUUGAACUGAAGGAAAAGUCAGAAUUCGUAAACAAAAAUAGGAACAGAAUCAACCACAUAACAAAACGCUAUUUGGGCAAAUCAAAGCUCGCUUCGGGUAAUUUAUCAAGGUUUUCCACAACGUCAGACUAGGUAAUAGUUUUCUACUUCUAGAAGCUGCAGCGUCCAAGGCGGAGAUUACGGAAGAAGAUGUAAACUCGGUAGUUGGAGAAACUGUUGAGACUCUAUUCUUAGCACUUGCUUAG
This is a messenger RNA of Hymenoscyphus albidus, 404 nucleotides long. The record is from the annotation of a GenBank genome assembly. Lineage: Eukaryota; Fungi; Ascomycota; Leotiomycetes; Helotiales; Helotiaceae.